AUGGCGGGAUUCGAUCGUGGAUCUGGUGGUAACAAGGAACGAGUCUUCUCACGUGAGCCCGUUUCAACUUCAUCUCUUCAACCCAAUGGGACUCCUUCUGUCUUCCUCAAUCUUCCUGCUCCUGGAUUUGUGUUCUUGUUAAAGUUUAGAUCCGUAAUGGUUGUUGAUGUCCAAAUUCUCAAGUGGCGUGUUCAAUUGCUAUUUCCAUCGCUUGUCAGCUCCGAGUUCAAGGUCUUUCUUUGUCGCCGACUCACCAGCUCAUCCGAUGUUCUUUGUCUUCCACAACCCAACCCCACGUGUUCCUGUUCAGUUGUUUUCGGUGAUAUCGCCGAUGAUGGUUUAAUGAUUGCGGCCUUUAUCUCCUGCGGUAGUCGACUCUGUUGA
Messenger RNA from Fusarium pseudograminearum CS3096, 384 nucleotides. RefSeq lists its product as uncharacterized. Bases 1 to 384 code for a protein of 127 amino acids. The record is from RefSeq and is a predicted model, not a curated record. NCBI's taxonomy places the organism in Eukaryota, Fungi, Ascomycota, Sordariomycetes, Hypocreales, Nectriaceae. The transcript is spliced from 2 exons.